UAUUUUACAGCAAAUUUUGAUUUACAAUAAAUAUGUAAAUUUUGAACAAAGACAGUUUAAGAGUGCUGUCACAGUUAAUGGAAAUUCAAAUUAGAAAAAAAAUGCUGGAAAACAUCUUUUGGUUGGGGAGUAGUGAAAGAGGAAGCAAUAAGGAAAACCACAAUGGUUUACAAAAUGCCCAGACCCAAACAGAGAAUGAGUUAAAGAAAGUGAAAAGUCCAUUGGAAAGUUAUGGGAGGGCAUUCAGAAAGUAAAACUACUAUUUACCCUAUUUAAGACACAUCCACACCAGGAUAGUCUUCAGAAAACCUAGAGUGGAAGGUUCAGGACCAAACAACCCCGAGAACCAGCAGCAUCUGCAAGAUCCAAAAUGGCUAGGCUUUGUGCUUUCCUGAUGAUCCUGAUCGUGAUGAGCUAUUGUAGAUCAACCUGCUGUCUAGGAUGUGACCUGCCUCAUACUCAUAACCUCAGGAACAAGAGAGCAUUCACACUCCUGGCACAAAUGAGGAGACUCUCCCCUGUCUCCUGCCUGAAGGACAGACAGGACUUUGGAUUCCCCUUGGAGAAGGUGGAUGGCCAGCAGAUCCAGAAGGCUCAAGCUAUCCCUGUCCUGCAAGAGCUAACCCAGCAGAUCCUCAGCCUCUUCACAUCAAAGGAGUCAUUUACUGCUUGGGAUGCAACCCUCCUAGACUCAUUCUGCAAUGACCUCCAGCAGCAGCUGAGUGGUCUGCAAGCCUGUCAGAUGCAGCAAGUGGGGGUGAAGGAAUCUCACCUGGCCCAGGAAGACUCCCUACUGGCUGUGCGGGAAUAUUUCCAUAGGAUCACUGUGUACCUGAGAGAGAAGAAACACAGUCCCUGUGCCUGGGAGGUGGUCAGAGCAGAAGUCUGGAGAGCUCUGUCUUCUUCAGCCAACUUGCUGGCAAGACUAAGAGAAGAGAAGAAAUGAGUCCUGAGCCAA
Rattus norvegicus (Norway rat) is the source of this 958-nucleotide messenger RNA. RefSeq names its product interferon alpha-1-like. Gene Ontology annotation, cellular component: extracellular region. Gene Ontology annotation, molecular function: cytokine activity; cytokine receptor binding. The record is from RefSeq and is a predicted model, not a curated record. Gene Ontology annotation, biological process: defense response; signal transduction; defense response to virus. NCBI's taxonomy places the organism in Eukaryota, Metazoa, Chordata, Mammalia, Rodentia, Muridae.